AUGCGGAUAGAGACGUGCUACUUUUGCUCGUCUCCAAUCUAUCCAGGUCAUGGAAUCCAAUUUGUUAGGAACGAUUGCACGAUAUUCAAAUUUUGCCGAUCCAAGUGCAACAAGCUGUUCAAAAAGAAGAAAAACCCGAGAAAGUUGAGAUUCACCAAGGCAUCCCGUCGAGCACGAGGAAAGGAACUUGUCAAUGAUUUUACUCAACUGUUGGAGCAGAAAAGAGAUGAGCCUGUAAAAUAUGAAAGGGAAUUAUUUAAGAACACUGUAGAAGCAGCAAAGACGAUUUCGACUCUAAAACAUAAGAGAUAUGCCAAUCUAAUCCGCAAAUCCUUGCAACCGGGCAAGAUUGUGAAGAAGGCUGGUAUGAUCAAGAAAGCUGAAACCAAGCUCCAUCUCAUUCGCGCUCCACUUGCUACAAAGGAACCUGUUACGCAGAAGCAAAAGCAGAAAGAACAAGCUAUGGAACUCAACUAA
Strongylus vulgaris is the source of this 477-nucleotide messenger RNA. The record is from the annotation of a GenBank genome assembly. Lineage: Eukaryota; Metazoa; Nematoda; Chromadorea; Rhabditida; Strongylidae.